Messenger RNA from Volvox carteri f. nagariensis, 9504 nucleotides. RefSeq lists its product as uncharacterized. The transcript has 53 exons. Bases 1 to 9504 code for a protein of 3167 amino acids. Gene Ontology annotation, biological process: calcium ion transmembrane transport. Lineage: Eukaryota; Viridiplantae; Chlorophyta; Chlorophyceae; Chlamydomonadales; Volvocaceae. Gene Ontology annotation, cellular component: membrane. The record is from RefSeq and is a predicted model, not a curated record. Gene Ontology annotation, molecular function: calcium channel activity.
AUGGAGGAUCUCGCAACUCGUUGCCUCAAAUAUGGAGACGUAAUCUACUUAAAAACCGAUGGCAAGCAAGCCUUCGUAAGCGCGCAAGACCGUUCUACACCCCAGGUUCGUACAGAGGAGUUGGCGGAUGGGGCGGACAGCCCUCCGGACCUGAAGGAUUGCCUAUUUGAGGUCACCAAAAAGUACCAGUACACUCAGAAGAAGAGCCUCGUUCUAGAACUUACUCGGAAUGGGGUGGUACCCGAGGAGGCCCUGGCCUCGGAUUCGGUCAGCGGCUUUGGUGAAGUGUUAUCCGCCACUAUUGCGGAGCCCAAGCUCCGACAGAAACUCAUACUUCUGUUCGACGCCUAUCAGCGAGAGCAGCGGACCAACCGCAAUGAGUUCCGACAGGUGGUUGGAGAGUCCGUACUGUACGGUCAGGUGAUCCAGCUCCGCCACGUGCCCACCGGCAAGUUCGUGACCAUUAAGCGCACCGCAGCUGAUGUGGAGCGGGGCGCCCUCAAGGUGGUGUUGGAGGAGGGGGGCCAGGAGGGCUCCUGGUUCCAGGUGUUCUCCGGAUACCGCACCAAGCCCGAGGGCGGCAAGCUGAUGCCGGGGGAGGUGGUGGCGUUCAAGGGACUCGCGUUCAGCGGCAACGGACUGCACGUGUCGGCCGGGGAUGUGCGGGAUCCAGCCAUGCUGCCCGUGGACAGACACCCGUACGUCACAGCGUUCAAGGAGGUCUGCGCUUCCCCCGACGUGACGUCCUUCAAGGAUCUCGUGGCUAACACCGUAUAUAUCAACUUCCUCGGCGCCAUCAAUGACAAGUUCCUGUACUUCCAGAACCCCCUCACCCGACCCGAACCCAACCGCAUUGGCGGACCGGACUGCUGGAGGCUGGAGCUGGUGGCGGAGGGGGGAUUUUGGAGCGGCAUGCCGCUGAGUCACGGCUGCACCAUCCGCAUUCGCCACCUGGCCACCGGCACAUACCUGGCGGCACUCUCCAGCAAGGCCAAGGAGGCGGCCAGGGCGUGGAGGGCCAGGAAGGCGGCCUUGGCGACUGGUCCCGGAGGUGCAGGGGGGGGUGGGCCAGGUGGUGAGGGCGCGCCUGCCGGCGCUGGUGGCGAGUUCGGCGGCGGAGCCGGCGCCGCAGCCGCGGCUGCCGCUGUCAGCGGCGGUGGCGGGGGGGAGAUGCAGAACGUGCUUCACAGCGCGGACGAGGACGUCUUGUACGAUGAGGCGUUCCGGUUGGUGCUGACGAAGCGGUACGGUGUGCCAGACACGCUGUGGGAGCUGCACACGUUUACCAAGGAGGAGAUGCUUGGCGCCAAGGUGUAUGCCUUCUUCAAGCAUGUGACUACCCAGUUCUGGCUUAGUGGUGCCGGGCCCCCCAUACCCGCCCAGCCCAGCGAGGAUCCGGAUGACCCCCAGCCGGCAGCAGCAGCAGUAGCAGGGGCCGCCAACGCGGUCCGGCAUCCUCCCGGGGCAGUUCGCCAGGACAGGGAUCCGAAUUGGAAUUCAUUACUAUUGCUAGUACGGCUGCUGGUACUGUUAGUACGGCAAAUGUUGCGGCCACUAGCACCAUUAUUGGUCGUGGUAUUGGUAGUGGUCGUGGUGGUGGUGGUGGUGUUUUCGGACUGGAAAGUCCGGGAUUACCGCCGGGUCGUUGGGCAUCAGGCCGAGUUCGCCGCGACAACACCACAGCAGCAGCAGCAGCAGCUGGCAGUGCGGCCGCUUCGGGCUUCGGUGUCAACGACGGUGGAGGAGCAGAUGUAUCCGGUGGUUCAUCCGGAGAAGCUGGAGCGCAACGUCAUGUUGGUGGUCAAGGUGCCGGAGGAAUUCACAUCAAAGAUUUCCGACUUGUCCCGGGUGAUGUCCCAGCUGAAGGACUUGCGGCACGUGCUGAACAAGGAGAAGAUACCGCCCGAGCAGGAGCUUCUGGAGCUGGUGGCAAAGGGGCAGGAGGCGGAGGCUCUCGCCCGCAUGGCCGACACUCAGUACCCUGACAAGUUCCGUCAGCGCUACCCCGCCCUCAACCGCUCCCUCAAGGACCUGGUGCGCUGGAUGGACAAGAACACGUGGAGCGAGGCGGCGGACGCGGCGUCACCCCACCUCGAGUAUCAGGCGCUGCUUCGGGAGUUGGGCUUGAUUGACUUGUUGGUGCAGUACAUGGAUGCGGCCCGUGUACGGCUGUUUGCCACCAGUGGCAAGCUGAGGGGCACUCGGCUGGGUGGCUGGGUGGUGGAGAGCGGGAAACGCUGCCACAGGAUCCUUCAGCUGUGUUGUCAGGGUAACGAGCUGAACCAGGCCUACCUGUCCAAGUACGCCGCCAUGGUCAUGUCCCACCUGUCCUCCCCCCUGACCGCCCCUGACACCCUGGCGGCCAUGUACGAGGACAACAUGGCGCAGAUGCAGACCGUGUCACCCGCCAUCGUGGCGGCCAGUAACUGGAUCGUAGCGGACAUCGUUGGGCCGGGUCGGCACCCCCUCCAGGUGUUUUGUCGUGCGGGUUUGGCGAGCAGGCCGGGACCCGAGGGGCAGAUGCGCCAGACAUGGGUCAUCCGCUGCCUGAGAAACGAUGACCCCGGCCAGGAGGUGGCUGUGGACGCCGCAGAGUUUAGCAGUAUCGAGGAGGACCUCAGUAAGCGAUCUAUCAAGGAGUGGGAUCUCUCCAGCGAGGAGACCGCCUACUCGCCCCGCGAGCUCUUCAUCUACUACUGCUUCUCACUCAAGUUCAUUGUGUCGCUGUGCUACGGCCGCAACAGCCUGGCGCGAGAUCAGAUCCUGAGGGCGUCGGCCAAAUACGGCCUGGGACUCGAGUUCGAUGCACUGCAGAAAGCGGUGACUAAUAAGGCCCUGCCGUACUCCAUGCGCACAUACAUGGUGCAGGUCCUCCGCGCACUGUAUGUGGACAUCGAGCCCUACCAGACCCUCAAGCUGCCUCGACACAUUCGGUUGAUGUCCAAAAAGGGAGCCAUAAGGGUGUCUCUGAAGACAAACCCGAACUCCGAAACCAUCAACACCCUUAUCCGUACAGUUCUGGAGCAGCUGCGACUGGCCACCACUUCGGCAGGCGGGGCGGGGGUGGAGACCGGGGCGGCGGCGACCGGCGGCGGUGGUGGAGGGGGAGGAGGAGACGGUGGGGACAAGGAGGACGAUGGAGGCGUCUACCAGCCCGCCGAGCGCGGGGAGCGAACCGUGGGUCGCAACACGCUGGUGCUCAACUACCUCAAGAUGGUCCAUGAGAUGUUCCACCUGGGUAUGAUGGAUUUGGAUUCCGGUGUGACGCAGGAGGUGCUUGCCGUACUGCUGGACAUCAUUCAGAAACUGGACUCCAUGCCCCUGGACAAGCCGGCGAGGUUUCAGAGGAGCUACACCUCCAAGGUCGUGAUGCAGGCCAAGAAGGUGGCUCUGGCCACCAUUGACUUCGCUCUGGACAUGAAGUCCGAGCAGCAAUGUGCCGCGGUGUUUGACAGGUUCGCGCAGUGGCAGCGAUCCCCCGAACGACUGGCUAAGGUGCAUGCGCAGAUUUCCCGAAUGGGGAAUGCCACCAUAAGCGGUCUUCGGGUCCUGGGUGCAAGUGUCAGGGCAGUGGCCACGCUGACUACAACCGCCGCCAACAAAGUGCUGCCCACACCCGGCACCUCACGUAUCAACUUGGGCGCCAUGGGGAUGAAGGGGGCAGGGGGGGAUAUGGAGGCACCACCGCCCAGAGAAGAUUCUGGUGAAGGCGACGGCGAGAUGAUACGGCGCAGUGACGGUCCUGAGCGCUGGGCUGAGGAGGCGGCGGAUGCGUUGGCUGCCGACAACGAGGAUGGCGACUUUCCCCUGUUCAAGCUGGAUACCAUUCGGGAUACGGAACCGCUUUACGUGCAGGCCGGCAGCCCCAUCAUGAAGAUGUUUGACCUGGUCAGGUACGACGACCAGGAGUUGACCGCUCGUACAUUUCAGUUGGUGGAGCGGUUGACAAGUAAGCGCGAGAAGCUUCUAGAGGAGCUGAUGCGGACCUUUGUUGUGACGGAUGACGAGCUCAUUGCUCUGGCGGCUUGGGCAAUUAAGCAGGUUGAGACAGCCCAACACGCGUACAACUACAUGGGCAGCUUGGACCCCUCUGAAAGCCGGGAUGCGUGUGCCAAGGCGGCCAGGGCCAUUGACGCGCUCACAAGCCUGCUCAUACCCCUGCAGCACGUCACUGUCAGCACGGGGAUCAUGGAGGGGGAGGAGGGGGAGGGGGAGGAGAAAGGCGGCCAGCCGGAAAGGAUUUUCGUGUCCAAGACCACGGCCGCGAACUGCCAGUAUCUCAUGUUCGACCUGCAGAUCCACCUGAUGGUCCUCAAGUUCCUGAAGCUUCCUCUGAAGCGCAAGCACCAGUCCGAUGCCCGCAAGAUCCAGAUUGCUGAGGACCCCUCGCGUCAGAAUGUGUUUCGUGCCUGCCUGCUCUUCCUGCGUCACUUCAUGGUGGUGGGGGAUCUGGAGACCCCCUCCGCCAACGUCUCCUCCCACGCCAACCAGCGGGCAGUGCUGCCCUCCCUGGAGCUGCUGCUCAGCUUCCUGGACACACAUGGACUGCCCGCCUCGGACACCGUCAUUGCGCUGUUCAUUAACAACCUGGCCGAUGCGGCCACCGAGGGUGAGAAGGUGAUUCGCAAGCUGAUCAAGCUCAUCACUCGAUACGGGGACAAGAAACACGCGGGGUGGCUGGAGCUGCUAGGCAAGGUGAUGGUCGUGAACGGCAACCCCAUCAAGCGCAACCAGAUGGUGGCCAUGCAGCUCAUCACACAGUACGGCGAGGACACCAUGUUGCUGCUGUCGGGGGAUGCGGGGCUGGACGAGCUCAGGAAGCUGCUGGCUUCAGAGCGAUUAACCGCAAAAGCGAAUGCCGUACCGCCCCUGCUUGCUGACUGUUGUGUGGGUAAGGAGCCGGAGCUGGUGGUGAAGGCAUCGGGCUACAUGAGCCUGCCGCAGGUCCUGGACGUGUUGCUUCUUCAGCCCUCCCAGGACGCCCCUGAGUCCAACCUGCGCUACGUGCAGCGGGCCUACUGGCGCCUGCUGCAGCACUGCUACUUCGCCACGGAUACGGAUAACACCAAGGUGCAGGUGCGCAACGGGGCCAACAGGAUCUGGCCGCUGGCGGAGGUCGAGGCGGACGGCGGCGCCGCCGGCGGGGAGGGCGGCGGUGACGGCGGCGGGGAGCUGGCGGCAGCUACGAGUGUGUUGUUGCAGCGGUUCCUGGACCUUCCUGGCGCGGGCGAGGAGAGCAGCAAGAACAGGGCGGGCGGCGCGGUGGAGAGCUGCUUGAUGCAGGCUGUCCUUGAGGAGGUGAAACGCGCUCUGGCCGACCCCUCCGACGCCCUGGCCAACGCGGACAGCGCCACCUUCUUCCUGGUGACCUCGGUGUUCCCCGCACUGAAGGACUACUUUGAGCACCACUGGCACAGCCACCUGCCCAAACUGCAUACAACACCCAUUGUGCUGCUGGAGGACCUGUUCAACAACCUCAUGGACCUCUUCGACGCCCUCAAGCGGCUCAAGGAUGUGGCGAACAGUCAGGCGGUGAAGGCGGAAAUCAAACUGGCCAUCACCAACACCCGGGCCCUCCUGAGCGCCAUGCCGCCCGAGGCAAACACCGCGGACCGGACGUUCGAAACCCACACCACCGGCGGCGGGGGACGGGGGGGCGGCCUAGGACCCACCGCCGCCAACACGGGCCGCAGCCUCGUCAGCUUUGCCGACGGGGGCGGGGGCCCCAACGGCGGCGGCUCCGCCCCGUCCACCAGCCAACAUACCGCUUUGACGGCGACAUCCCAAAAACUCGUACAACGGGACUGGAUGCAGUACCUGCGGGCCUUAUCUGAGCGCGUGAGUGUGGAGAUCAACCUUCGGUCGUACGAGGUGGUUGAGGUGUCGAGACCGGGUGCACUUGUGGAGGCCAUUAAGACGGCGGCUUCGUCGUUGGGGAUGGGCGAAGGUGACACCAUACUUGAGCAGGCCUCUCUCCUCCGCCUAGCUCGUAUCCUGGCCGCCCGGUACGGCCGCCGAGUCCCCGGCACCUCCCCCCCCAUGUGUUUUGAGGUGGUAGUGGAGAUGCUGUGUAAGCUACUGGGCGGUCGCAGCGGCCGGCCGGGGGAGUCCGGUGCUGUUGUCGUUGGCGGUGGUGGUGGCGGGGGGGUGCGGGGCGGAGUGGGGCCCACGGGUUGGAAGCCGGCGCUGCUGGUCAAGAUGGUCCGGGCGGUGUGUGCGGCGGCGGUGCUGGAUGAUGGGGCGGGGGCGGAGGACGGCGAUGCGCUGAGGAACGCGUGGGCGUCGCUGGGUUUGCUUCGUGAUGGUGGUAAGGGUGGUGAGGUGGUGAGCAAGUGGCAGCCGCCCUCCCUGGAGCUGCUCACCUGGCGGCAGUGCAAGUACGACAAGCUGGGCGCCACGCGCGCGGCUGUGACGUUGCUGGCCCACCCCAUGCCCGAGGUGCAGUUGGAAGCGCUCAAGGUGCUGGAGGUGCUGCUGCAGAGUGGCAAUCAGGCGGUGCAGGCCACCAUAUACGACAUCCUCAAGGACGGUUCCGAGCUGACGGAUGCGGUGUUUGCGAACUUUAAGGCCGCAUUCGACCGCUGCAGGAAGUACGUCACACGGCGAGUGUACGUGCGCAAUACGAGGGCGAUUAAGAGCCGUCGGAAGGACGUGGCGGAGGAGGCAAAGAAGGCGGUGACUGGCGCCGUCAAGUCCAUUCUUAGCGGCGGCUCCCGGGUGGCGGGGGCGGCAGGGGGGCUGGGGCUCAAGGCUGUCAAGCUGGUUGCCGCCGCGCCCUCCGAGUUGGGCACCCUGGGCUCCAUGGUGGCGGCGUCCGGGGACCACCUCAUGGCGGUGGCGUCCAAGGGGCUGCUCAACCUGCAAACCGCCGGAUCCGGGGACCUGCAGGAGCAGGAGGAGGCGGCGGCGGCGGCGGCUGCAGGAGGAGGAGGAGGAGGAGCAGGAAUGGGAGAGCGAGGCAGUAGGGGUAAUAGCGGGGUGUUGGCGGCGGUGCCAGAAGACGGGACCCCAGAAGAGCGCCAGACGACAGGUGCACACGCAUUUACCCCCAGUACGGGUGAUGUGGGUGGUGGGGGUGAGGAGGAGGAGGAGGACGAGGAGGAGGUGCGGUGGGAGGACAAGUCCGCCAAGCUCAACAACGCGGAUAACGCAUACGAGUUCACCAAGGUGCUGCUCAAUGUGCUCAAGUCCAUGGUGGAGGGACAUUACAAAAACCUACAGCAUGUGCUUCAGCUUCAGCCUCAUUCCACCUCGUCCAUGGACCUCGUGGUGGAGGCAGUGGACUUGCUGAAUGUACUGCAGGGUCCUUGUUCCAGCAACCAACAGUCUCUGGCGGGUACCAACUUCCUUGCCUCGUGUAACCGAAUAUUCGGAUGUAUUGGGUACUCGGCCAAGCACGUGCCCCGGCCUGACGACCGAAGCGGGGAGGAUCGGAAGAUCAGCCUCAAUAUGUGCAACGUCAAGUCGGCCUUGCUCAACCUGCUGGCCAGCCUGCUCGAGGCAUGUCCCUCGGAAGAUGUUCCGGGUCGUUGCUCCGAGAUCCUGGACUUCGGCGUCGUAGACCGGCAGAUCGGCCGGCUGUGUUCCGUGCUAGGUAUGGCGGGUACACCACCCCGUUACCCCGCGGACGGAGAGGAUGUGGCGGACUGCGACCCGGAAGUGCCCGAGGAGGCCGAGCUCAUCAACAUUUCGUCCAAGCUGGAAGACGAGCUGUUGCUCUUCUGCUCGUACAUCCUGAAGCUGCACUCGGUAACACCCAGCCGCCCACCGCCGCUGCCGUACAUCUGGGCGCUGCACAAUGGUGCAGAGGUGGAUAAGAUGGACGAGCUGACCCCGGAGCAGCAGCUGUACGCGGGCGAGCUGCAGGCCUUCCUGCAGCGGCGACUGGGGUAUGUGGAGAUCAACUGGCGGGGGCAGCUGGUGGAGCCGUUCUUCUUCAAACUGACACCGGAGUGCUCCAACCUGGUCACCAGCAAGUUGUGGUGCGACGUCACUCUGGACCGGAUCAACAACACCGUGUCGCCGGACAGCCGGGCGUUCCCCACCGUCAAGGCGGCGGAGCUGGUGGAGGUGCUUGAGGAUGUGGUGGACGAUAUCGAGUUGGAGUCCCGGCUGGGCAGGAACCGCUGGCUCAAGGCCGUGUCCAUCAUGGCCCAGUACCGCAUGAGGCUGUUGGAGCUGACUUUCUACCUGGCGGUGGGGACACUCAUCUUCCAGGCCCUGGCUGAUGCCCGGUGGAGCCCCCACACCUCCUUCCAGGAGCGCGGGGAGAACUGGGCCACAAUCGUGCUGUCGGUGGCGGUGAUGCUGCAGUCCACAUGUACGAUACUGCUGUACACGUCGUUCGUAUACACAGAGUUAAACAAGUACAUGAGCCACGGAGUCCCCAAGACCAUUGCCGCCAUGAACCAGCUAGCAGGGAGAAUGCGGGAGAUAUUCACAUACGGAAGCGGGGGAGGUGGUGGCGGGGGCCAACCACGAGGCGGAGGCGGAGUUGGGGCUGAGAAUGAGGAGGAAGUGCUGGACCAGGGUGUGUUUGCUGCCCGAGAGCUGGGUUUGCCUCCGCCCCCCCUGAACCGCCGUCGAGGCUGGGGCGACUUCUUCCAGCUGGCUGCGGCGGUGGUGGCCACCAUUUGUCGAUACGCUAAGUUCUGGUACUUCAACAUGUUGGUAUCCGCCUCCCUGGCUGGGUUCUUUGUGUCGCCCUUCUUCCUGGUCUUCCACUUCACCAUCUACUUCCUGGACUUUGAUAGUGGCAAGCAGCUGGUGAUGGCCAUUCAGCGGUCUGGCAUGAACAUCCUGAACACCUUUGUGUUGGCGGUGUUGGCCAUCUACACCUUCGCCGUGGUGACGUUCCUAGUGUUCCAGGAGCCCACUACCGCUGACAAGGGGGACGGGCCCCCCUGCGACACCUUCUACCAGUGCAUGGGGGCACACAUGCUGACCGGCAUCAUGGGGGACAUCUCCAACCUCUUCAACUCGGACCUGUGGGAUACGGUACCUUCCCAAGUGGGUGAGGACGGUCUGCAACAGGCCCGGACCCUCUUUGUGCUGUUCUUCUUCAUGAUCUGGAACUUCGUAUUGAGCAAUAUUUUCGUGGGCCUUAUCGCCUCCGCCUUCGAGGCCAUUCGUGAUGACCAGAACACCAUCACCUCGGACCGCCUGUCCAAGUGCCUCAUCUGCUCGCAGGACAUGUACCUCUUUAAUGAGAAGAUACAGGGCGGUUUCGAGGAGCAUAUCAUUAAACAACACAACGCCCUAUCGUACGUCUUCUUCCUCCAUCACCUGCGAGCCACCGCCCCGGAGGACUACACGGGUACGGAGAGUGUCGUACGUGCUGUACUGGACAGUGCCAAGACCAGCACCGACAAGGGCACCUGGUUACCGGUGUCGAAGUCUCUGGCGGUCAUGCACGCGACUGCUGCUGCCGCUGCUGCUGCCAGUGGUGGUGCUGGGGGAGCUGGCAGCAGAGAGGCCGGGCCGGGAGGGGGCCCCAGCAGCUGA